Molecule: messenger RNA, 2700 nt
Organism: Camellia sinensis
Lineage: Eukaryota; Viridiplantae; Streptophyta; Magnoliopsida; Ericales; Theaceae
Source: RefSeq, a predicted model, not a curated record
AUGGCAGAGACUGCAGUGUUCCAUCUACUAGCCAACUUCGCACCCUUCCUCCAACAAGAGGCCCAUUUGUUGACCGGAGUUCGAAAUGAGAUCGAAUACAUCAGAGAUGAAUUCAAUCGCAUGAUGUCUUUUCUCAGAGUUGCCGAUGCCAUAGAAGAGAACGACCCCGAACUCAAAGUAUGGGUCAAGCAAGUGCGUGAAGCUGCUUAUGACAUUGGAGAUGUUCUCGACUUGUUCAUGCUUCGCCUCGGACAUCGUCAUGGCCAUGGAUUUUGCGGUUUUCUUCGUAAGGUUUCUUACUUUAUUAAGACUUCAAGAACUCGUCACCAAAUUGCUUUUGAAGUACAAAGAAUGAAGUCCAAAGUCGACAAUAUUUCGAAAGGACAUCAGAGGUACCAUGACAGAUAUGGUACGUUAGAGCAAGGCUCAAGCUCAAGGUCCACUGGUUUUAACAAAGCAAGGCAUGAUUGUCGUGGCGAUGCCCUUCUUCUCGAUGAAGCUGAGCUUGUGGGCAUUGAUGAACCCAAAUCACAACUAAUUACGUGGUUGGUGCAUGAAGAUCCCAGACUCAAGGUGCUUUCCCUAUCAGGAAUGGGCGGAUUGGGCAAAACAACACUAGUUAAAAAGGUCUUUGAUGAUGUAGUUGUGAAGAAGCAUUUCCAGAACCAUGCUUGGAUCACUGUUUCUGAAUCAUUCAACAUCAAGGAGCUCCUAAAAGGCAUGAUCCAACAACUGUUUGAAGAAGUCAGGCAACCUGUCCCACAAGGGGUGGAAUACAUGAAUACCAACAGCUUAAAAGGGAUAAUUAAAGCUUUCCUGCAACAAAAGAGGUAUGUGCUUGUUUUCGAUGAUGUAUGGGAUAUUCAUGCCUGGCAAUCUUUUAGAUAUGUGUUUCCUAUUGGCAAUUGUGGCAGUCAAGUAGUGCUGACAACCAGAAAUGCAGAUUUAGCUUCUUUCUCAAGUAAAGAAUAUCAUGGGGAUGUCUAUAACCUUCAGCCCUUGCCUCCCAAAGAGUCUUGGACAUUGUUUUGCAGGAAAACAUCUAUGGAGAAUUCUUGCCCUUCAUAUUUGGAAGGGCUUUCAAGAGCUAUCUUGAAAAGAUGUGAGGGAUUGCGACUUGCAAUUGUGGCAAUUAGUGGUCUUUUAUCAACAAAGGAUAACAAUGUGGAUGAGUGGGAUAAGAUCAACCUCAGUCUUGGUGCAGAACUAGGAGGAAAUGACAAACUCCUAAGUAUGAAGAAAAUAUUGUCACUCAGUUACAUUGAUUUAUCUUACUAUCUAAAGUUCUGCUUUCUGUAUUCAAGUGUUUUUCCAGAGGAUUAUUUGAUUGAACACGGGAGAUUGAUUCGAUUAUGGGUGGCAGAAGGCUUUGUGGAAAUGAAAGCAGGAAUGACUAUAGAAGAAGUUGCUGAGGGCUACCUCAAUGAGCUAAUCAAUAGAAGCAUAGUUCAAGUGGCACAGAUGAGAUCAGAUGGAAGGGUCCAGACAUAUCGUAUCCAUGACCUCUGGCAUGAAAUUAUUGUAUCAAAGUCAGGAGAGCAAAACAUUGUGACAAUUGCUGGUGAACAAAAAAGUGUGGCCCGAAAAAGUGCGGCGCUUAUCAAUCCACAACCAUUUGGAAAAUACACAACAAAGCAAUUGCUGACUGUGUUGGAAUUGAGAGGUGCUUUCUUGGAGACAUUCCCAAAUGAUGUUUUGAAACUACUUCAACUCAGGUAUUUAAGCUUGAGGGGAACCAAUGUAAAAAUAAUUCCGAAGUCGAUUGGAAAGCUCCAAAAUCUGGAAACAUUGGACCUUAAAGAUACACAUGUCACUGAGUUGCCUGAUGAUAUGUUGAAGCUCCAACGACUUCGCCAUAUCUUGUUGUAUCACUGCAUACAAGAUCCUGCUCCUUCCCUUCGUUUUCAACACCAUUGCGGAUUCAAGGCCCCGACGGAAAUAGGAAGUUUGUCAUCCUUACAGACACUUUGUUCUAUUGAAACAAACCAUGAUAAUGGGACCAUUUUGCUAGGGGAGGUAGGGAAAUUGGCUCAACUGAGGAAAUUACAGAUUGAAAAACUGAGAAAUGAAGAUGGAAGGGUGUUAUGCUCGUCCCUUGAGAAGCUUAGUAACCUUCGCUCAUUGGUUGUUCGUGCAAUAGGAGAAGACGAUAUCAUUGAUCUAGAUUCUCUUUCUUCACCACCUCAACUUCUUCGAACGCUCUACCUAGGAGGAAGUUUACAUAAGGUACCACAUUGGAUACCUUCACUGCACAGCUUGGUAAGAGUAAUUUUUGCGUGUAGUAAGUUAAGGGAUGUUGAUCCACUAGAAUCCCUUCAAGGUCUGCCCAAUUUGGUUGAACUUCAACUUCAUCAGACAUAUGAAGGGGAAGAAUUGUAUUUCAAGGCUGGUGGAUUUCAAAGACUUGUGAGAUUAUACCUUGGUGGAUUAAAAGGACUGAGAUGGGUGAAAGUGGAGGUUGGCUCAAUGCCUCAUCUUAAAGAGUUAACUAUCAGUGAAUGUGAAUUGGUAGAGGAGUUACCCUCUGGCUUUGAACAUCUAACCAACCUUAAAACUCUUUAUUUGGUUGAUAUGUCUAAUGAAUUGAUUUCGAGCCUAAACAAAGACUUAGAAGGUGGGAAUUAUUGGAAAACUGCAAACAUUCCAGAAGUUUGGAUAGGGAACACAAAAUGUGGCUAUUUUGAAGGAAAUUAUCUAUAG